GAUCAGUUGAUAACCUAUUUGUGGUUGUUCAGGAGUUCAGAGAUUUCCAGUUCAAAAAAACAAAGGAAUCAAACUCAGGACCUCAUGCUUGCCAGGCAGGAAGAAGCUCUGAAAGAUUUUGAAGACUUGGCUGGAAAACUCCCGUGGUCAGAUCCUUUAAAAGUAUGGGAAGUUAACACUUGUUUCAAGAAGAAGAAAACAAAGCACAAAAAGAUGAGUGUGAAUUCAAACAAAAAGAAAAUAGUAAAUGGACAAGGAGACAAAUUAGAUGAGAGAGAUGAUGGAGGAUUUGUCAACAGUGCUUUAGAUUCGCGUAUCCUUGACUAUUACGAGAAUCCAGCCAUCAAGGAGGAGAUAUCAACAUUAGUAGGUGAUGACCUAGCAUCUUCCAAAACUGAGACUGAUGAACAUUCCAAAGAAGAAACUGAGCCUCAGGUGUUAAAGUUCAGAGUUACAUGCAAUAGGGCAGGAGAGAAACAUUGCUUUACCUCAAAUGAGGCUGCAAGAGAUUUUGGGGGUGCUGUUCAAGAUCAUUUCAAGUGGAAGGCUGACAUGACUAAUUUUGAUGUGGAGGUUCUCUUGAAUAUCCAUGAUAAUGAAAUGGUUGUGGGCAUUGCACUGACUGAGGAGAGUCUCCACCGUAGAAAUAUUACACAUUUUGGACCUACGACUCUUAGAUCAACUCUUGCUUAUGGGAUGCUUAGGCUCUGUGCACCUCAGCCUAAUGAUAUAAUAGUUGAUCCAAUGUGUGGAACAGGGGCAAUACCAAUAGAGGGGGCCACUGAAUGGUCUAACUGUUACCAUAUUGCUGGUGAUAAUAGUCCACUGGCUGUAAAAAGAACAGCAAAUAAUAUCUCAUCUUUAUUGACCAAGAAUCAAGUUCAAGAAGGCAAACUUUGUUGGGGUAUGCCCAUUGAUGCUGUUCAGUGGGAUAGCUGCAAUCUUCCACUGAGAACUGGCUCUGUGGAUAUCAUUGUAACAGAUAUGCCAUUUGGAAAAAGGAUGGGCUCCAAAAAGAGAAACUGGAAUCUUUAUCCAGCUUGCCUGCAGGAGAUGAGCCGUGUCUGUAGACCUGGGACAGGCAUAGAGAAUGGAAACAUCUACCCUUAG
This is a messenger RNA of Octodon degus (degu), 1110 nucleotides long. RefSeq names its product THUMP domain containing 3 (gene Thumpd3). Gene Ontology annotation, molecular function: tRNA (guanine) methyltransferase activity; RNA binding. The record is from RefSeq and is a predicted model, not a curated record. Lineage: Eukaryota; Metazoa; Chordata; Mammalia; Rodentia; Octodontidae. Gene Ontology annotation, biological process: tRNA methylation. The transcript is spliced from 9 exons. The coding region runs from base 85 to 1110 and encodes 341 amino acids.